Messenger RNA from Parascedosporium putredinis, 2514 nucleotides. The record is from the annotation of a GenBank genome assembly. Lineage: Eukaryota; Fungi; Ascomycota; Sordariomycetes; Microascales; Microascaceae.
AUGAUGCCGCGUCAUAACUGGAGCCCGCCGUCAUCCUCGGUGAGGCCCUUCGCCGCGGCGGUGCCAAAGCAGGUUCCGCUAGAGGCAAACCCAGAGUUUGAGGCUUUUCGGAGACAGGUGGAUGCCUAUCGGGGCAAGGGCCUCAGCCUUUCGACCACGACAUAUAUGUCUCAGGUCACCCUCGCAUCGAUCAAAUCCCCAACCCGCCCCAAACCACCUCGCUGGCAGACUCACGCCAGCGAUUCCACCAACUCAGACACCGCUUCUACUAAGGACGGUAGCUCGUCGGGACAGGACGGUCCCGGCGAUAACAACCGCAUGGACCUGGAUCAGGAUAGUCUACAUGACUCAGCCCUUCCGGGUCCCGAUUCUGCCGAUGGUGCCUGGGAAUCAUCACAACAAGCCAUGACUCUUUCCAAAGUUGAGGAUAGGGACCCUCGCUUAUCCGUCAUGGGUAAUAGGAUCGAUUUCCCGUCGCCGACGUCGCCUAAUGCCCCGAGGCCGUAUACCACGCCCCCAAAGAUCGAAUCCGGCCCCGUGUUGAUUAUGCCGGACCAACUCCACGGCAUGAUGGCGGAUAGCAACCUGCGGAUGCUGCUUCUCGAUGUUCGCUCCGCUCAAAGUUACGCCCAAUCCCACAUCCGAUCCUCUCUCAACCUUUGCAUCCCGACAACACUAUUAAAGAGAGCCACUUUCAACUUGCAGAAGCUGCAGCAAACGUUUCAGCAUCCGGACCAGCAGGGGCUCUUCUCGCAGUGGAAGGAAACGGACUGUCUCGUGGUGUAUGAUGCGUCUUCGUCGGAGAAGACGGAGGCGAUGACGGCAAUGAAUAUGAUCAAGAAGUUCACUAACGAAGGCUACAAGGGUAGCACGUUUAUCCUGCGAGGCGGUUUCCGGCUCUUCGCGGAGGAGUACCCUGACCUCCUUUUCACGCGUACCACCGACAGCCCUGUAUCGCCGAGCGGGGCUUGCGGUGGGCUGGCGCCUGUCAUUGGCGGCGUCUUUUUGCCCAUCGCUUCCAACACCCCCAAUCCCUUCUUCGCCAACAUCCGGCAAAACGUGGAACUCGCGAAUGGGGUGGGCCAGAUGGACAUUGAGAAGCCCAAGGGCCUAACGCCAUCAGCGCUGCCGAAAUGGCUCCGAGAGACGACGGACGAACAAAAUCACGGCAAGAUGGUUUCUGACAAAUUUUUGAACAUUGAGCGGGAAGAGCAGUCUCGGAUGAAGGACGCCUAUUCCAUGUUGAACCGCGAUCCCUCGAAUUGCAAAUCGGGGUCCGUGCAACUCUGCGGCAUUGAACAAGGCGGCAAGAACCGCUACAAGGACAUUCUUCCGUUCGAACAUACACGGGUCAAAUUACCGGCCCAACCGGAUGGCCGAUCGGACUACAUCAAUGCUAGCCAUAUCAAGGCUUCAGGCAGUAACAAGAAGUAUCUUGCGAGCCAGGGCCCACUUCCGGCGACAUUCGAGGACUUUUGGACCGUUAUCUGGGACCAAGACCUCAAGUGUCACGCGUACUGGAAAAGCCGAGAGUAUGGGCCUAUCCGACUCAAGUUGCUCUCGGAGAAGAAGGUGUCGUUGGAUAUCGACAAGCAAUCGGCCGACGGACCCGUGCCGCAGGCAUCUCCCGCGGCGGAGAUGGGCCGUAGACGGGCUCACACGACGACCGCGUUCGACGCGGCCUCUUCUGGCGCCAACGCAAAUCAGCCUCCCCGUGCGUCUGGUGAGGCACCCCACGUUGUCAUUCGCAAAUUUGCUCUGUCCCACAUGGCGAAUCCCUUUGAACCGAUGAGGGAGGUUACGCACCUUCACUAUCCUUCGUGGCCAGACUUUGGAGCGCCGGCGGAACCGUCCCACCUUCUUGCCCUCGUCGAGCUCGCCAACGUAAUGCAGAAGGCUCCUCUUCCUGUAGAGACGCCGUCUUCUAAGAGGCCUAGCUUAAUGCCCCUCACGUGGUCUGAGGAACCGGAGAGUGACGGCCGCGUGAGGCCGAUGCUCGUUCACUGUUCUGCUGGCUGCGGCAGGACGGGAGCGUUCUGUACCGUAGACUCGGUUAUUGACAUGCUCAAACGCCAAAGGACUGCCAGAAUCAAAGCUCGCAACACUUCCCGGAAUGGUACGGACCAUGACGUCGAUAUGAGCGACGCGACGCCCGGACUCGCGGUUGCGCCGCCCCGAUCGUUGGUGUCAAGCCCGUUGUCUGAAACAGCCUCAAUGGGGUCUCUUCUCAGCCGGCGGUCAAGUGCGGAGGCUCCGCCUCGGCGCACCUCGGUGGAAGCCCCAACCCUUGAUCUGACCUGGCUUGGAGAUGAUGCCGUGGACCUAAUACAGCAAACCGUUGAUGAUUUCCGAAGGCAACGCCUGAGCAUGGUUCAGAGUCUACGACAGUAUGUGCUCUGCUACGAAACGAUACUAGAGUGGAUCUGGAGAAUGCAAGAUAAAUCGAACCAGAAUGACCCGGCUUUCAAGGGUAGAAUGAGGAGUGGUAGUCUUCAGGUGCGGCGAGAAGGCUGA